GUGCUGCUGAGUUGAAUGACUCUGAUGCCUCUGUUGAGAGUGGUGAGUUUUGAUUGUUGCUACACUGUGGGAGAGCUGCUGGGAGAAGGAGGCUGUGGUGCGGUUUAUGCUGGUGUUUGUAAUGCAGAUGGGAAACAGGUUGCUGUGAAAUAUGUGCUGAAGGACCCCCGCGACAGAUUCAUCACUAUUCCUGGAGAAAAGUACCCACUUCCUGCGGAGGUGGCGUUAAUGAAGAUGGUAUCCAAGCCACCUCACUGUAAUUCUGUGCUGAAACUACUGGAUUGGUUUGACACGCCCGAGCACUACAUCCUAAUCCUGGAGCGACCCAUCCCCUGUAUGGACCUCUUUGACUUCAUUCAGCAAUUCCCAAUGAAUGAAGCUGUGGCUCAGCUCAUCAUGUGGCAGGUGGUUCUGGCUGCAAUUCACUGCCAUGAUUGUGGAGUUUUUCACCGGGACAUCAAGCCAGAAAAUCUUCUGGUGAACACCGAGACACUGGAGGUCAAGCUGAUCGACUUUGGCUGUGGGGACUUACACAAGGAAACAGCGUACACCUCAUUUUCAGGCACUAAGUCAUACGCUCCACCUGAGUGGAUAGUUGAGAAGGAAAUGUAUAGCUGGCCUGCUACUGUGUGGAGUCUGGGCGUACUCCUGCACACCAUAGUUUGUGGAGAGAUGCCGUUCGGGCUCCAUGAAGUGGAGAUUGUUGAUGGGGGUCUGGACUUUUUACCUGAACUUUCUGAUAGCAUCUGCGUGGAUGAAGAUUAUAGAAAGAAGACUGUGUGUGUGUGA
This is a messenger RNA of Trichomycterus rosablanca, 789 nucleotides long. Its product is annotated as serine/threonine-protein kinase pim-3-like. Gene Ontology annotation, cellular component: cytoplasm. The record is from RefSeq and is a predicted model, not a curated record. The transcript has 6 exons. NCBI's taxonomy places the organism in Eukaryota, Metazoa, Chordata, Actinopteri, Siluriformes, Trichomycteridae. Bases 16 to 789 code for a protein of 257 amino acids. Gene Ontology annotation, molecular function: ATP binding; protein serine/threonine kinase activity. Gene Ontology annotation, biological process: negative regulation of apoptotic process; protein autophosphorylation; regulation of mitotic cell cycle.